This is a messenger RNA of Coprinopsis cinerea okayama7#130, 567 nucleotides long. RefSeq lists its product as hypothetical. The record is from RefSeq and is a predicted model, not a curated record. The coding region runs from base 1 to 567 and encodes 188 amino acids. Lineage: Eukaryota; Fungi; Basidiomycota; Agaricomycetes; Agaricales; Psathyrellaceae. The transcript is spliced from 8 exons.
AUGGCCCGUCGUCUUAUCGCUGAAGUUCCGGACUGCCGUCGAUCACCUCGGGAAGUCGCAGAGGAACACCUCCUGACCUCAGGGCUAGGCUGCCACGAGCGCUUCAACGUGCUUCCGAGGGGGUCAGGCGGGUACGAGGUUGCGAGAUACGGUUCCCGACUUUCCCUUUACGGAAAGGCACUUGUCGCCGCCGACGCACCUCAUGACGAGGCGACCCCUCGUUGCACUCCGAUUCUGUCCCGCAGUCGGACAGUUGAACUCCUCUGUCAACGAGGUCUUGAUCCACCUUCAGCCCCAUGUUACAAAGAGAAGGGACUUCAACGGGAACUUCGCUCUGAAAGUGUCUAUUUCACUUAUACUGGGUCGGGAUGCCCAUAUACGGAUGUAGAGUGGUUAGCUACCCGCCCGCUAACCUCGAGGGGUCUCGAUGAAGCCCUCCCGCUGGUCCACUUCCAUCGGGCGACAGGGCAUGCACUUGGCGAAAGGACGGGAUCCCAGUGGCCUAUGGAUGUUAUGACGACACUUUCGCGGAGGAAGAACGACAGAAUUGUGGAGCGCGUUUCAUGA